Molecule: messenger RNA, 4429 nt
Organism: Nomia melanderi (Alkali bee)
Lineage: Eukaryota; Metazoa; Arthropoda; Insecta; Hymenoptera; Halictidae
Gene: Glurb
Product: metabotropic glutamate receptor B
Biological process (GO): G protein-coupled receptor signaling pathway
Cellular component (GO): membrane
Molecular function (GO): G protein-coupled receptor activity
Source: RefSeq, a predicted model, not a curated record
UCGGGACGUCGAAGCUUGGAUCACUGCUAGCGGCAUCGAGGACGAUAGGUCCGAUGUAGAUAUGAUGGUCACGGGACUGGAUAAUGAGGAUUACGUUAGGCUGAGUUUCGGGGAUGAGUCCGCUGGGUCCGAUAACGCCUCGUCCCAUGACUCGGAGAGGGACAACCCGUGGCCCGUGAAGCACAGCGCCGUGGUGGAAGGUGAUCUGGUGCUGGGCGGGUUGAUGAUGGUCCACGAAAGAGAGGACACGCACACCUGCGGCCCGGUGAUGCCUCAAGGUGGCGUGCAGGCGCUGGAAGCUAUGCUGUACACGCUGGACUGGCUGAACGAGAAGCAGAUCGUGCCCGGCGUCAAGAUCGGCGCGCAUAUUUUGGAUGAUUGCGAUAAGGACACUUACGGGCUGGAGAUGGCGGUGGAUUUUAUCAAAGGUUCAAUAAGCAAUAUAGACGGCGCGGAGUAUCACUGCAAUAAAACCGCAGUGCGAAAGGUCAUCAGCGGGGUUGUCGGCGCCGCGAGCUCCGUCACAUCCAUCCAAGUGGCGAACCUCCUGCGACUUUUCCGAAUACCUCAGGUUUCCUUCUUCUCGACGAGCCCGGAGCUGUCGAACAAGCAACGGUUCGAGUACUUCUCGCGCACUAUACCCAGCGAUCACUACCAAGUGAAAGCGAUGGUAGACAUUGUGCUGACAAUGGGCUGGAGUUAUGUAUCAAUCAUCUACGAGGAAAGCAAUUACGGCAUAAAGGCAUUCGAGGAGCUGGAGGAGCUGCUGGGGAAGUACGACAUAUGUAUCGCUAUCAAGGAGAAGUUGGUGAAAGACUCCGGCGUCGCUGAGGAGACGGCUUACGACAAUAUCGUCCUGAAACUGCUGACGAAACCGAGGGCGAGAGGCUGCAUCAUAUUCGGCUCGGAUCAAGAAGUUGCCGGAGUUAUGAGAGCGGUUAGACGUUGCAACGCGACCGGCGCGUUCUCGUGGAUCGGCAGCGACGGGUGGAGCGCCAGGGGUUUAGUUAGUAAUGGUAACGAGCCGGAAGUCGAAGGUACCCUAUCGGUUCAACCCCAGGCCAAUCCUGUCAGGGGUUUCGAGGAGUACUUCCUGAAUCUGACCGUCGAGAACAACCGAAGGAAUCCGUGGUUUGUCGAAUUCUGGGAAGACCACUUCCAAUGUCGCUAUCCGAACGCAUCGAAGACACCGUACAACAAGAAAUACACGAAACCGUGCACGACGAAGGAACGUCUGACGAAACAGAACACUGCGUUCGAGGACCAGCUGCAGUUCGUUUCGGAUGCAGUGAUGGCGUUCGCCUAUGCUUUCCAGGACAUGCACAGAGACCUUUGCCAGGGGAAGCCAGGACUGUGCGAGGCUAUGAGGCCUACUCAAGGGACGGAGCUGCUGCAGUAUCUUCAUAAAGUAGAUUUCGAAGGUCUAAGCGGCGACAAGUUCAAAUUCGACAAAAAUGGCGACGGACCGGCCAGAUACAACAUCAUCCAUUUCAAGCAGACCGAACCGGGCAAAUACAAAUGGGUCCGAGUGGGGAAAUACCUCGAGGGCGAGCUGCGCUUGAACAUGUCCGAAAUCCAAUUUAAACUUGGACACCCUCAGCCGCCGGAAAGCGUGUGUUCUCUACCCUGCGAGGUCGGCCAAGCAAAGAAAUACGUGGAGGGCGAGAGAUGCUGCUGGCACUGCUUCAAUUGUACUCAAUAUCAGAUCCGACAUCCGAAGGACGAGACGCAGUGUAUCCCGUGCAGGCAAGGCACCGUGCCGGACGAGACGCAUUCCUCUUGCCGGGACAUCCCCGAGGAGUUCCUCAGACACGAAAGCGGCUGGGCGAUCGGCGCCAUGUCCUUCUCCGCGACUGGGAUCCUGAUAACGUUCUUCGUCUGCGGCGUGUUCCUGAAACACAACGACACACCGGUGGUCCGCGCUUCCGGUCGCGAGCUGUCCUACGUUCUGCUCUCCGGGAUUCUGCUCUGUUAUCUCGUUACGUUCGCGCUGGUGCUGAAGCCGACGGACAUCGUUUGCGGCGUCCAGAGAUUCGCCGCCGGUUUCUGUUUCACCGUCGUCUACGCGGCCCUCUUAACGAAGACAAAUCGAAUAUCGAGGAUCUUUAACGCGAGCAAACACAGCGCCAAGAGGCCAUCGUUCAUAUCGCCGCGAUCGCAGCUGAUCAUCUGCUCCGGCCUGGUCUUCGUGCAGAUCUUAAUUAAUGGAGUUUGGAUGAUAAUCGACCCGGCGAGGGCGAUGCAUCUCUAUCCGACCAGGGAGGACAACCUGCUCGUCUGCAACAGUUACGUGGACGCCAGCUACAUGAUCGCGUUUGCUUAUCCCAUCAUGCUGAUCGUGGUGUGCACCGUCUACGCGGUGCUCACCAGGAAAAUACCGGAGGCUUUCAACGAGAGCAAACAUAUCGGUUUCACAAUGUACACCACGUGCGUGAUAUGGCUGGCGUUCGUGCCCCUGUACUUCGGCACGGGGAACAAUGUAGCGCUGAGAAUCACUUCGAUGUCGGUGACUAUCAGUCUCUCCGCGUCCGUGACUAUAGCGUGUCUCUUCAGUCCGAAGUUGUACAUCAUUCUGAUCCGGCCGGAGAGGAACGUUCGUCAGAGCAUGAUGCCGACGAGAUACAGCACGACCAAAAGCUCCGCGGUGACGGCGACAAAUGCCUCGAGCAUGAUAGCGCCGAUCACACUGACAGCGGCCACGUGCGAUCAAAACAAGGCUGUCAAGAAGCACAUUAUCAGCACCAUCGAUUGCUCGACGCAGAGCGAGUAUUACGAGCUCGAGGUGAAAGAUCAGAAGAACGGGAAACCGGCGCCCACGGUGGUCUCGAGAUCGACGCAGACUUCCGGCAACGAGAAGGAGCAGAGCGGCGCGUUGAGCAACAAGGAUCCAAAGGAGAAUCCUCCGACGACGACCAAGGAGAACACGAGCACAACGAAACAAUUGAACAACAACGCGAGGAUAGGCAACGGGCCGGUGAACCAGGCAGACGUCUCCUUAUAGCAGCAACCCUCCCCCGAGUCCGCCAUUUUGACCGCGAAUCUGAAGCCGAUAUCGAAGAAGCCCGUAGUUGUUUAAACGUGAAUCAAUUCUUAUCGAGAUUUUUGUAAAUACGACUGACUGCACAUCGAGGCGAGGCGACGUACGCGAGGAACGCGAACGCGUUUCGUUUAUUCCAAUGUACGCUCGCGUUGUUUAAGCUUUUGCCGGAAGUGUCGAGGGUCUGCGAAUCACUGGGCACGAGUCGGAGGGAAGGAUAAGGGGUGAUAAUAACUUUAAUAAUUUUAUACGUUUGUAAUGUGUUUUCUGUUCUUCGACGAGCGUUGUUUGAUUUCCGAUGGUCGUUAAUGUUCCGUGGGUUAAGCUGUAACGAAUCUUUUGUGAAGCUGUUAUUCAUUGUACGAAGCAAUAGAAGUAUAUUAUAAGAGGAAUCGAGGAAACAUGCGAAUGUUUCUGUAAAACACUAGCCAAUUUCGAGAGAAAACAGGUUCGGUCUGAUGGUUCGCACACCCCUGGAAAUUGUGUUAUCGUGUGUCAUGAGUAUUAUAGGAGACGUUACCAAGUUUGAUGGAGUGUUGCGUUUAAGACGACAUCGCGAUGCGAGUCCUCGUACUUCCGGAACUCGUUCGUCUGCGGGCGUUCAUACGAGUCCGAGCUGUUCCGAGGCGAUCUGUAACAAAGAGAUCGAGUAGAAAUUUAUUCUUCGCGUUUAAUUGUGUUCAAUGAAGUAUAGUAUACAAAUUUAUCGGAAUAUGCUGUAAACGUGAAAAUUCCGCAGCUUGAAAUUCGUGAGAUCUGAUAUAUAUAAAAGACUCGACGGUACUCCAUUAAGCCACGAGGAUGAAAAUUAUUUUCAAAAUGAUUCAAAUCAUGAUUUAUUGUUCGUUACAUUGGUACACGGCAUUGUUGGAAAUAUAACGUUUUAAAAAUAAAUCUCUACGUAUCAUUGCGGCUUGGUAACUGAAAUAUUACUUUUAUUUCAUUUAUCCUCGAUGAACGAUGAGGAAUAUUUUUAUUCGUUUAAACUCGGAGCUUUUCAGCUGAAUAACGAAAUGAUCCAUCACGCUGUACUGAAAUUUGCAAUUGAACCCGAAGCAACCCGAUGAACACACGAGACCACAAUGACGCUGAAAAUAUCGAAUAAAUCUCACCGUUCGCCAAGGUGAAGCAUAAUCAUCGACUUUAAUUAAUUAUUAACUCGCAUGUUAAGAACUGCUCUGGUUUCCUCUGUGAUCAUAGCAUAAUGCGUGGAAUAAUCACGCGGAUUGCGUAUAUAAAUCUCUUUUGUACAUACACGACCAUUUUCACGGUGCACGUUCACGCGCGUCUCGCUAAAUUAAUAGUCAACAUGAAACGAAUGUAAAUACAGUCUGAACGGUCGUUCGAAGAAACGAAUAAACGAACAAACCGUGCGAGCAAGAUACUCGAAAG